AUGGACAAACAAACUAACUUAUUAAAUGUCCCCCAAACAUUAAAAGUGAACUAUUACUCUGUUUAUUUGUGUGUUCCAGGAUUUCGGGGUACUGGGAAAAGUGGAGUUCUAGUUGAGUUCAGUAAGCUCUCAUUUCAUUUUCGUUCCUAUGGCGAUCUCACUGACCAAGAAUUAGAGGAAAUAUGUGAUUUCCUGUAUCAGAAAGUGACAUCGAGAGAGAAAGCUGCGCUCUCUCAGCUUAAAUCUUGCUACAACAUAUUCCGCAGGUGAGUGCUUUGUAAGCAGAAUGGUGCCUUUUUUCUGAUUGUGAGGAUAAUUCCAUGAGUUGUAUAACUCCUUGUGAGCCUGCUUCGGUUAGUGCUAGUACUCCGUGAUUGGAACAUCUCGUAGAUCAUUGUGAGGCUGCUUCGAUGAGUGCUAGAACUCAGUGAAUGGAAUGUCUUAUAGCUUAUUGAAAGGCUGGUGUAUGCUGAGUGCUAUGACGAUAGGAAUGUAUCACAGCUGAUUUUGAAGAUAUUAAAGGGACACUGUAGACACUAUAACCAUUUCACCUUAUUGAAUUGGCUAUUGCUGCCCUGACUAAUUACCUGGGGAGUACCUGGCACAGGAGCUUCACCUAUAGGCAUCAGGUGGAAGCUUAACUGUUAAUAAAUUGGGAUGGACCGGUACCAUUUGCCACCUAGGGCAGCAGUUGGGGGCUCCGUUAAAAAUGUAGCGCGACAUACUAAAGUUACCCCAAACCCCACCAAUUAGACGCAGGUAGGGGCUCUAAAAUUAACCGGGACAUACUCUAAACUGUGGUGGGUGGGAAACAUUGUUUAAUAAAUAAGAUCCCAUUGACAUGGAUGCCAAUAAAGUUACUGUUUUGUUUGGUUUCUUUUCUCCUAGCGUGGCAUACAGGACAAGCAGUGCAUGCGCAGAACAAGUCAGUGCAGAACGUAGCUCUCAGCUCAAGUCUCUGCUUCUGGAAUACUUUGAGAAAAAAGACCCCUUAGACAUGUUGGGAGGUGAUAAUAUCGAAGAGGAGGAGCUAAUUGAUUUAAAGGUAACACUUCACAAACUGCAAACACACUACUUGUGUGUAUUCAAUACUUGUAUUUGGCUCCUAUUUGUGCUGCAUCAUUCUCCAUAUUCAAAUCUGUUUGGUUGUGCUAAAAAAUUAUCCAGUGUAGCUCCCCCUCUUUAGCUAUGUUCCAUCUUUUCACCUAAGUUUCACAGUUUCCUUUGCAACCAUAAAAACAUUUUGUAAAAAUGGGGAGGAGUAGAUUAUACUCAAAUUAUACUUCAGACUGACAACUAGCAGAGGUGCUUCCUUCCUGGAGACCAGCUUCAAUUUGCAAAAGUGUUUAUAUUGGGCAUUCUCACAAAAAAGGUGUUUUUUUUUACAUCCUCAUUGUUCCUUUCGUGUAGAAAUGGCAAUAGUUUUGGGUAUAAGGAGAUGAUCCAGUGAGAAACAUGAAAGCAGCAACGACGUGUGCAUAAUACUAAAAUGUUCUGAUUAUUUAUCACCUAGAAAACCAAAAAACAUUGUUUUAUCAGUCUGAAAUAAUGUCUGUCCAUCCUAAAAAGGAAAUCAAUAAAUCAACCCCAGCUUUAAUCCUCUGUCUGUACUUCCUGUUAGCUCCUUUCAUGAUGGACCUGAGGUAUACUGCCAUUUUGUUGUUGGUUUUGUAUCUAUUCUUUUUUUUUUUUUCUCCUUUAACUCCUGUCAUUUUUAUCUGUUACAGUUGCAGGAUUGGAAAGACCAUAUCUGCUCUGAUGUCCGUCUUUUUCUAUCUAUUCGCCAUGAUGAGCGUUUUUCUGGCAGAGCAAUAGCACGGAUCUUCCACGGAAUAGGCAUGUACUGACAUAACACUGUGUGAGAUUGUGUAACAUUGCAAAUUAAUGCAUUUGUGUAAACAGUAGGGUAAAUAUUACACUUUCACAAAACUACAGAAAUUAAUUUAAUACAAAUAGACUGGGGUGGGAGAACAAUAUUCAAAUAUAUACGAACAAUAUAAAACAAAAGAACUAUCUCAAAGAUAUAGUGUUACUUGACAGUGCCUGAAAGGUAAAAGCUGCUCAACACUAAAAGUGGAAUACCCCUUACCCACAAUAAAGAACAAAUACAAAAAAUAAGGUAUAAAUAUUAUACCAAACAAGUGGAGCGCUCUAAACAGUAGAGGGGUUUACUCACCCCUUUUAAUGCAGUGACAAUAUUGAGAAGCUUGAAUAAACAUAAAAGGGAACAAGAAAUAUAGUGCAGACGGUUUUCCAAAUAGACAAUUGAUGGUAAUAAAUUACCUAAACCACUCACAUGGACAGGAGCCUAUACAAUAUUGGCUCCGUAAAAAGAUCCUUUGUCCCAGGCAGUAUCCCUCCAGGAAUAUACAACGAGAGAGAAAACAGAAAAUCAAUUGUGUAGAAAAGCACAUACUAUAUUAGUAUUAAAGGGUGUAAAUAGUUGGACUCACCUUUUCCAGAGCCCUGAAAUCCCGGCUCUGAGGUUGAUAAACAAUGUGCUACUUUUAGGGGGGAAUAGCACUGUCCCCAAUGGAGUUCCUGACGGCUAGAAAGGACUUUGGACUAAAGUGUAAAAUAAUAAUGUAUAAAUUUAUUGACAAUAAAAUCAAAAUAAAUACAUACUAAAAAAGUAAAAAAUCAAGUGUUAAGUCCAAUUGAAAGUCCAGAAUAAUCAGCUAAACGCGUUUCACUCUAUGAGCUUCCUCAGUAGCUGUAUAGUAGCCUCAGGAAUCCUUCUUCUUUUUAAAUGUUUGAAAGUCCUUUGGAGGACCUACAAGGACUUUCAAACAUUUAAAAAGAAGGAUUCCUGAGGCUACUAUACAGCUACUGAGGAAGCUCAUAGAGUGAAACUGCAAUCGGUUAAUGGGUGCCACACGACCCUCUGUGUGUGGACUCCUGGUUGGUAUCUCAUUCGUUUUACGAACAGCAGGUAAAGUCCCUGUUCGUGAAACGAACACAUGAAUGCUAGCGGCUUUCAGCUGCUAGCAUACGAAUGCUUUAGGAUAUAACAGUACAGGCAUACAUUAGAAUACAACAGUCCAGCGGCUUAUACAGACAACCUUUGCAGAUACAGCCAUGUAAUCUAAAAGUGGCUAGAUUUGCCACAGAGUUUAGUUUACCGUCCCUUUUAAAUAGAAUGUUAACGUUUAUAUAGCUCUCCUUACAACUUUACUGUAAAAGUAUACAUGUCAACAACUAUCAUGAUCACUAAAAUUAUGUAUCCAUGCCACGUUCUUAAUAAAAACGUAUUUUAACCCAAAAAAUGACCGUAAAGCCAAUAUUUGCAUUUGUUCUCCUGCCAUUUGCAAAUUAAAUUAGGAUCUGGGUGGGAGCUUAAAUUACCCAUGGGCAGAUACAGUGAGGGAAUAAAGUAUUUGAUCCCCUGCUGAUUUUGAAUGUUUGUCCACUGACAAAUGAUCAGUCUAUAAUUUAUGUAUGUGUAUUUUAACAUUGAGAGACAGAAUAACAAAAAAUAAUCCAGAAAAAUGCAUGUCAAAAAAGUUAUAAAUUGAUUUGCAUGUCAAUGAGUGAAAUAAGUAUUUGAUUCCCUAUUAAUCAGCAAGAUUUGUCUUCCAGGUGUCUUUUAUACAGGUAACGAGCUGAGAUUAGGAGCACUCUCUUAAAUAGUCUCGACUCAUUGCCUGUAUAAAAGACACCUGUCCACAAAUGCAAUCAAUCAGAUUCCAAACUCUCCAAUAUGGGCAAUACCAAAGAGCUGUCCAAGGAUGUCAGGGACAAGAUUUUAGACCUACACAAGGCUGGAAUGGGCUACAAGAAUAGCAGCUGGUGAGAAGGUGACACAGUAGGUGCGAUUAUUUGCAAUUGGAAGAAACACAAAAUAACUCUUCAUCGGUCUAUUGCUCCAUGCAAGAUCUCAUUUUGUGGAAUUUCAAUGAUCAUGAGAACGGUGAGGAAUUAGCAGGAGGAUCUUGUUAAUGAUCUCAAGGCAGCUGGGACCAUAGUCACCAAGAAAAAAAAAUUGGUAACACACUACGCUGUGAAGGACUGAAAUUGUGCAGUGCACAAAAGGUCCCCCUGCUCAAGAAAGUACAUGUACAGACCCAUCUGAAGUUUGCCAACAAACUUCAAUUCAAUGAUUCAGAGGAGAACUGGGUGAAAGUAUUGUGGACAAAUGAGACCAAAAUUGAGCUCUUUGGCAUCAACUGAACUCGCCGUGUGUGGAGGAAGAAUGCUGCCUAUGACCCCAAGAACACCUUCAAACAUGGAGGUGGAAACAUUAUGCUUUGGUGACGUUUUUCUGCUAAGGGGACAGGACAACUACACCAAAUCAAAUGGGCGAUGGACGGGGCCAUGUACCGUCAAAUCUGGGAUGAGAACCUCCUUCCCUCAGCCAGGCUAUUGAAAAUGGGUCAUGCAUGGGUAUUCCAGCAUAACAGUGACCCAAAACACACAGACAAGACAACAAAGGAGUGGCUCAAGAAGAAGCACAUUAAGGUCCUGGAGUGGCCUAGCCAGUUUCCAGACCUUAAUCCCAUAGAAAAUCUGUGGAGGGAGCUGAAGGUUCAAGUUGCCAAACAUCAGCCUUGAAAUCUAAUGACUUGGGAAGGAUCUGCAAAGAGGAGGGGGACAAAAUGCCUCCUGAGAGGUGUGCAAACCUGGUGGCCAACUUCAAGAAACGAAGGGUUUUGCCACUGAGUACCAAGUCGAAAUGGCCAAAUACUUAUUUCACUCAUUGACCUGCAAAUCAUUUUAUAACUUUUUUUGACCUGAGUUUUUCUGUAUUUAUUUAUAUAUAUAUAUUUUUUUUUUUUUGUUAUUCUAGCUCUCACUGUUAAAAUACACCUACCAUUAAAUUUAUCGACUGAUCAUUUCUUUGUCAGUGGACAAACGUUCAAAAUCAGCAGGGGAUCAAAUCCUUUUUCCACACUGUAAACACUGGAUGUUGAGUUAAAGGCUUCCAAAUCCCCCUGCCUCCAUUAUAAAGCAUACUGCCCAACCUUCUAGUGAUGCAUAACUUCAGUAACUCCUGUUUCUUCAGAGAAAAUAUCUUGUUGGCAUCUAAAACUGUAAGUGAGUUAUCCCCUUUAAUUUUGUGGUCUGUGACCCUUGCAAAAUCUGAUUACACAUGAAGGCUCACAUUCAUGUUCUGUUCCACAGCUAGCCCCUGCUAUCCUGCUCAGGUGUAUGGAAGAGAUCGGCGGUUCUGGAGGAAAUAUAUCCAUCUCGAUUUCAACAAAAUCAUGCAGCUCGCCAAGGAGGAGAUUAUCCAUCAGAAAUGAUAAAACCAGACAUUGUGCAGAGAAUACAUCCACUAAAAGAGUUCUGGGAUAUUUGGGGAGGGGAUCAUGCAUCCACAAGAAACGUCAUGUGACCUGGUGGGGUAGAGGCAGGUAACUUGGGGAGUGUAAAGAUGGGAGAUCAUGCAUUAACAAAAAGUUCCAUGGACAAGAAAUUGUCCACAAAAAGAGACCUGUAUGACAUGGGUGGGGUGUAAGGGCAUGAGAGCCGCAUAACAUGAACUAUCAGGGAGGGAGGGGGAAUAUUGGGACGGGAGAGCUGUGUGACAUGGGGCAAGUGUCAAGGUAGGAGUGUCAGGAUGGAAGAGCUGUGUGACACUGAGGAUAUUUAAGGGUAGAAGAGCUGGGUGACAUUGGGAGUGUCGAGGCGGGAGAGCUGGGUGACAUGGAGUGUCGGGGCGGGUGAGCAUACAUUCACAAGAACUGAACUGGACUAAGUAAUAAAAGGAUCUGCUAAUAUUAGAUAUGUCUCUUGAAAUCUAAUAAUUGGUUAUACUGUUUAUAAAGAGACUGUUUUAUUUUG
This is a messenger RNA of Pelobates cultripes (western spadefoot toad), 5784 nucleotides long. NCBI's taxonomy places the organism in Eukaryota, Metazoa, Chordata, Amphibia, Anura, Pelobatidae. The record is from the annotation of a GenBank genome assembly.